AAAUGAUCAUCGUACACUAAUAUUAUAUUGCUAUUAUGUUUGUUAAAUUUUUUGUAAUAAAUGACAAUUAUUUCGCUGUUCACGAAGCGGGAACACAUUCAGAUCUUUGAAAUCUAAUUAAAUAUUUUGUUUCACGAAUAGAUCAACAACACUAUAUCUUCUGAACAAUGAACCCCAAUAUCGAAGUUGAAAGUUUAGUGGAAAAAUCAAGGUUUCCAAAGACUGUAAAUGAAACUCUAGGAAUAAUUGCUUAUUUUCCAUUUGGAGUUAUACUAGUUAUUUUGAGAGCUUUUAUUGCAUUAAAUGCAUUAUUUUUAACAAUUAUUUUGAGCAAUUACCCAAAUAUUCGGAGACCACUUCUAAAAACUAUGUCUAGUGUUCUCGGAUUAAUUGUAGUUAAAAAAGAAAAUUCUUCAUUAAAGAAAAGCAGAGUGUUGGUUUCAAAUUAUUUAUCAUUGUUUGAUCAUAUUGCAUUGCAUUUGGCAACAGGAUGUUUUACUCCAACAACUUUAUUCAGUACACCUGUAGCAUUGUAUUUUGGGAUGAUAUCUACAUUGAUCAAUGACAAUGUUACAACGGAGACCUCCAUAUUGAAACAAUUUUUAGUUAGAAAUAAUAAACAAUCUUUGAUGUUAUUUCCAGAAGGAGCUUCUACUAAUGGAAAAUGUGCUUUACUUAAAUUUUCUAUUGCACCAGCUUUAAUAAGUGAUAAAUUACAACCAGUAGUAUUAACAGUCACUCGACCAUCAUUUGUUAAUAUUAAUUUAUCAGUACUUGGAUCAAAUAAUAUUUCAGAAGUAUUUUGGUUUUUUUUCGUUCCAUUUACUAAAUUUGAGUACAAACUUCUUGAAGUGAUUCAGCGAUCCAAUGACGAAUCGGAUGAAGCUUUAAUGUCCAGGGUGGAAAAAGCUAUUUCACAAGAACUCAACAUAUCUACUUCAAAUAUUACCAAAAAUGAUAAAGAUGAGUAUAAAAAAAAAUAUUUUUUGGAGUUGGCAAAAAAUGCUAAAAAUCAUAAUGUAACUCUGGAGAAUUUUGAAGAAGAUCCAGAAAUAUUAAGAAUGGCUGCACAAGUUACUGAUGUUCUUCCAUAUGUCCCCAAAAAUGUCAUUGUUGCCAAUCUUAAGCGAACAAGAUGUGUUGACAUAACAAUUACUAAUAUACUUGAUGGUACUAUUAAGUUUACUCCAUUGCCACAGUCUUCCAAAGAACCAAAAACACCGACUAAAAGAACAGAACCCAAUAAUUUUGGGGUUGGAUCAUUCAUGGAGAGAAAAACAAAAUUGAUUGAUGAAGCUCGCAAACGGUACAUUAAGAAACAUGGACUUCAUCAUUUAGUUUAGUGAUUUACACCAGUGUGUAGAUGAUGGUUAAAGAACAAUAAUGUACUUCAUCAUCAUUGUGAACAUUUCCCAAUUUAAUUAAUUUGAACGCUCUUUGUUUACUAUUUUUUUUUUUUUUUUAUGGAAAUGGAGCAGGUACUUAUUGGAUAUUAUAAAACGCGUUUUUCUCCUUUGUACAAAUGUUAACACAACUCUUAUUAAAUAAAUUUUUAUAGACAAUAUUUAUAUAUUGUAUUAUUACUUAUUGACUUAUUGUUGUAAUUUUACUUCUUAUGUGAAAAAUAUUAUUGUCAUUUGAUUGUAUUCUUAACGCGUUAAUAUAUGAUACAUGUAUAAAUAUUAAAUAGAACACGUACGCAGAUCAA
Molecule: messenger RNA, 1708 nt
Organism: Aphis gossypii (cotton aphid)
Lineage: Eukaryota; Metazoa; Arthropoda; Insecta; Hemiptera; Aphididae
Product: lipid droplet-regulating VLDL assembly factor AUP1-like
Exons: 9
Coding region: 168-1343 (391 amino acids)
Cellular component (GO): membrane
Molecular function (GO): ubiquitin binding
Source: RefSeq, a predicted model, not a curated record